Darwinula stevensoni is the source of this 617-nucleotide messenger RNA. The record is from the annotation of a GenBank genome assembly. NCBI's taxonomy places the organism in Eukaryota, Metazoa, Arthropoda, Ostracoda, Podocopida, Darwinulidae.
AGCAAAAGGCCAAUAGACUUGCCAUGGAAGAAAAAACAGAAUCUAAACGCCGCAAAACCCUAGAACGAGAAUUAGAAUGGGUACGCAUGGGUGCCAAAGGUCGUCAGGCAAAAGGGAAAGCACGUCUUAGCGCUUAUGACAAAUUGCAGAAUGAAGAGACAAGAGAAAAAGAAGCUAAACUGGAACUCUUCAUCCCACCUGGAGAUCGUCUAGGUAUCAUCGGACCGAAUGGUGUGGGUAAGUCCACGCUAUUUAGAAUGAUCAUGGGCAAUGAACAACCCGACAGUGGUAGCAUCACGAUCGGGGAUACCGUGCAUCUCAGUUAUGUAGAUCAGUCACACGCAGACCUCAAACCUGACCUCACGGUGAUGGAAGCAGUAGGCAAAGGUUUGGAACUCAUCAUGGUAGGCAAAACUCAAGUCAAUGUCAGGGCAUACCUAAGUGGAGAACGCAACAGAGUCCACCUAGCCAUGACACUCAAAGAAGGUGGCAACGUUCUACUCCUAGAUGAACCUACCAAUGACAUAGACGUAAACACACUCAGAGCGCUAGAAGAAGCCAUCGAAAACUUUGCAGGAUGUGUCAUGGUCAUCUCCCACGAUAGAUGGUUUAUAGAU